CAAUAUGCAUGGCUGGAAUGUAUCUGAACGUGACAGAGGAGAAGUGUUUCAAGUGCCCUUACAACUUUUACCAGAAUGAAACCUUGCAGGAGUCUUGUCAUCCUUGUCCAAAAGACUACCAGACGCAGACAGAUGGCGCUGUCAGUAUAGAUAACUGCACAUGUGAUUGUGGACCUGGGACUUACUUUGAUAACACAACAGUAGAGUGUGUACCAUGUGAGAAGGGCUACUACCAGAAUCAGUCCCUGCAGAAAGAGUGCCUGAUGUGCCCGGUCAACACUUCCACAAGAAAUACAGGAACCACCACUGAGGAUGACUGCACAAAAUACUGCAAACCUGGACAGUUUGUUGGAGACAAUAGUUGUGAACCUUGUGCCAAGGGAAGCUACUCUACAUUCCCUAUCAGUAAAACCUGCAUAGCCUGCCCUGAGGGACAGAGUACAAAAGAGACUGGGGCAGAUAGUGUAAAUCUGUGUGAUG
Candidula unifasciata is the source of this 480-nucleotide messenger RNA. Lineage: Eukaryota; Metazoa; Mollusca; Gastropoda; Stylommatophora; Geomitridae. The record is from the annotation of a GenBank genome assembly.